This is a messenger RNA of Orycteropus afer afer, 2214 nucleotides long. Lineage: Eukaryota; Metazoa; Chordata; Mammalia; Tubulidentata; Orycteropodidae. The record is from RefSeq and is a predicted model, not a curated record.
AUGUCACAAGUCACCACCUCUUAUUCCUUUGAUGCACCCACGGACUACAUCAAUUUCACAUCUUUGAAUGAUGAGGAAGAUAACAGAAAUGUAGAUUCCUGGUUUGAGGAGAAGGCCAAUUUGGAGAAUACAUUUCUUGUGAAGAAUGGAACAGGAGGACUUUUUCAGGGUAAAACUCCUCCGAGAAAGAGUAAUCGCCAGCAAGCUAUCGUUACACCUCUGAGACCAGUUGAUAACACUUACUACAAAGAGGCAGAAAAAGAAAAUCAGUUGGAACAAUCCAUUCCAUCAAAUACUUGCUCUUCCUUGGAAGUAGGGGGGAGUACAUCAAAAAAUACUCCAGCCCAUCCUAAGAGGAGAUCUAUUAGGCUCUCUGCUCAGAAAGAUUUGGAACAAAACCAUCAUGUAAAAAUGAAAGCCAAGAGAUGCGCCACUUCUGUAAUCAUUAAUGAAAUUCCACCCUCUAAAAAAAUGAAAGUUUCUAACAACAGAAAGAAGCCAGAGGAAGAAAGAAGUGCUCAUCAAGAUACUCCAGAGAAAACCAAGAGCAGACAUACUGUGUCUUGUACACCACCUGUAAGGCAAAAGGUUCUAAAAAGUACUGAGGAGCAAGAGUUGGAGAAGAGAGCGAAAAUGCAGCAGGAGGUGAUAGAAAUGCGGAAAAAAAAUGAAGAAUUCAAGAAACUUGCUCUUGCAGGAGCAGGGCAACCUGUGAAGAAAUCAGUCACCCAGGUAACCAAGUCAGUAGACUUCCACUUCUGCACAGAUGAAAGAAUCAAACAACAUAAGAACCAGGAGGAGUAUAAGGAGUUGAACUUUGCAUCUGAACUGCGAAAGCAUCCUCCAUCUCCUGCCCGAGUGAUUAAGGGAUGCACCAUUAUCAAGCCUUUCAAUCUGUCCCAAGGAAAGAAAAGAACAUUUGAUGAAAUGGUUUCUACAUAUGUGCCACUUGCACAGCAAGUUGAAGCCUUCCAUAAACGAACUCCUAACAGAUAUCACUUGAGGAGCAAGAAGGAUGAAAUUAGCCUGUUACCCUCCAAAUCUGCUGCAGCCAAGAUGUGCAGAGACCCACAGACUCCCGUACUGCAAACCAAACAGCGCACAAGGCCCGUAACCUACAAAAGUGCAGCUGAUCAAGAAGCUGAGCUGCUUGAGAAGCUACAACAAUACAAAUUCAAAGCACAGGAACUUGAUCCCAGAAUUCUUGAAGAUGGGCCCAUUUUGCCCAAGAAACCACCUGUGAAGCCACCCACUCAGCCUAUUGGCUUUGAUUUGGAAAUUGAGAAGAGAAUCCAGGAGCGAGAGUCAAAGAAGAAAUCAGAGGAAGAACACUUUGAAUUUCAUUCCAGACCUUGCCCCACCAAGAUCUUAGAAGAUGUUGUGGGUGUUCCUGAAAAGAAGGUACUGCCAAUCACCGUCCCCAAGUCCCCAGCCUUUGCUUUGAAGAACAGAAUCCGAGUGUUCACCAAAGAAGAAGAGGAAGAGGAGGAGCCAGCAGUGAUCAAGGCUCAACCUGUGCCACAUUAUGGGGUGCCUUUUAAACCCCAAAUCCCAGAGGCAAGAACUGUGGAAGUAUGCCCUUUCUCCUUUGAUUCUCGGGACAAAGAACGGCAGCUACAGAAGGAGAAGAAAAUAAAAGAACUGCAGAAAGGGGAGGUGCCCAAAUUUAAGGCACUUCCUUUGCCCCAUUUUGACACAAUUAACCUGCCAGAGAAGAAGGUGAAGACUGCAACCCAGAUUGAGCCUUUCUGUUUGGAGACUGACAAAAGGGGUGCUCUGAAGAUGCAGACUUGGAAGCACCAGCUGGAGGAAGAACUGAAACAGCAGAAAGAAGCAGCUUGCUUCAAGGCCCGUCCAAACACUGUCAUCUCCCAGGAACCCUUUGUUCCCAAGAAAGAGAAAAAAACAGUUGCUGAAGGCCUUGCUGGUUCUCUAGUUCAGGAACCUUUUCAACUGGCCACAGAGAAGAGAGCCCAGGAACGGCAGGAGCUGGAAAAGAAAAUGGCUGAGAUAGAAGCCCAGAAAGUCCAGCGCUUGGAGGAGAUCAGGCAACGGGAGGAAGAGCAGAAGAAGGAGGAGCUGGCCCAGCUACGGAAAGAACUGGUGCACAAGGCAAAUCCAAUACGUAAGUACCACACUGUGGAGGUUAAGUCAAGUGACCAGCCUUUGACUGUGCCUGUGUCUCCCAAGUUCUCUACUCGAUUCCACUGCUAA